GGUCUUGAUCUAGCUAGAUCUAUCACAGUAGUAUCAGUAUUCAGUAUCAUCUUAUGAAUAUGAUUAUGAUGGGUUUCCUUUAAAAACAUGGAUCCCUAUAACAACAUGGACAAAUGGGUAACUGAACCAGAGUUUGUGGAAGAAGGAGAUGAAGCACAGAGGGGAGGAUACAACCUACAUAAGGACAUGAAACGUUGUGGGAAAAAUGAUCAACAUUUAAAUUUCAUUCCCUUUAAAUAUUUUCUUGGAAACCAAAGUAGUACAGUAUAUAAGAUCAUUGAGAUCUUGGGUAAUUUGACAGUGAGGAUAAGUGCUCUCAAUAAACAACGUAUCAAACUUAAUGCAAGUGGAAUGUUAAUUAGAUUAGUAGAGAUUGAGAACUUAGACUAUGGAAGAGAUCAUUGUUUAUUUUUUGUUAUCAUAACAGCCAAACAUGUGAUCUUUAGUGACACUGAAGCAAAAAGUGCGACUGUUGACUUUUUCAAUGAUGGAGAUUACCGUUGUGAUUCCAAUAGUGCCAAGUGUAUUAAAUUAUUAGCCUCAAAUAAUGAAGGGGAUUUUUCUGAAGUGUUGUGUAUGACAACAAACAAAAUGUUGGCAGUUAAAAUAAAGAACCUGCUUGACUUCAACAAGUUCAAGCUAGCACAUAGAGAUACCUUGUUUUUAUAUGUUAGAGAGCUCAAAUACAGCUAUCUAAUUCAACCUGAUUUAAAUAAUUUUAAGGAGAGAAUGUCUGGAACUCAAUGA
Messenger RNA from Physella acuta, 747 nucleotides. RefSeq lists its product as uncharacterized. Lineage: Eukaryota; Metazoa; Mollusca; Gastropoda; Physidae. The record is from RefSeq and is a predicted model, not a curated record.